AUGCGUAAAGUGGCUGAAAAUCCUAAUGAAAAGGUUUCAGUUACUUUCAACGACUUUGGUGAUCAUGUUGGAUCUGGUUCAAUAACAUUAUCAUCUUUUCUUGGUGUCCUUGUGAGGGAACACGUCCCGGUUACAAUUUCUGAUUGGAGAAAAGUUGAUACAAUGACUAAACAAGAAAUGUGGGAAGAAAUUCAGGGGAGGUUUAACUUGCAAGAAAAAUGGCAGAGAGUUGUUAUUUUCAAGCAAAUGGGAAAUAUCUGGAGGGGUUGGAAGUCAAGGCUAUUGUCAGACGUACGUGCUGCGAAGACUGUUGCUCAGAGAAUAGAUUUAAAACCCAGCAACAUUCCAUCCAUUCAAGUGUGGAACUCUUGGGUUAGGAGCAAGACUAACGCAGCUUUCAUGGAAAUAAGUGACAAGUACAGGAAGAUGAGACAAAAUCAGAUUCCUCACACCACCAGCCGCAAAGGAAUGCUUCGUUUAGCUGAUGAUAUGAAAAAAAAGAGUAAAGACCCAAGUAAGGUGACUAGGAGUAAGGUAUCGAUUGCGGGACACACUCAUGCUGAUGGUAGACCUGUGAAGCCUCAAUUUGCCGAGACUAUUGAACAAAUACAAUCACUUGAUAGUGAAAUGGACUCUACAUCAGCUGCUGAUAACAUAAGGGAAGAUGCUGUGAGCAAGAUUUUGGGAAAAGACAAACCUGGACGAGUAAGGGGCUUUGGUAGAGGGAUUACGGCUACUAAGUUAGCAUUUCUGCAAUCUAGAGACGCAAAGAUGGCAGAAAUGAAAAGUGAGAUUGAAGAGUUAAAGGGCAUUGUCCGAGACUUAGCUGGAAAGAAGACAAGUAAUGGUGAUUCUGAAGCAUCUGAGAGUAUUGGUGGAUUCAAAGAAGGAGUUAGAGUAGAAAUAUUGGAUUGGAUUCAAUCAGGAGAUGUAGUUGUUGGUGAAGGGGAAUUCCGUUAUGCUGAACCGAUGUACAAAAUUGGUCGUAUACCAAUUGGUCCUAAUGCAAUGGCUGUCCUUGUUAAGUCUGCACUAAGCUCAGAAGCUUCUCUCUGGAGGCCUACAACAGAUGUGUUAUAUCUUGAGGAAGCUGUGGGAUGCAAAAUACCUUGGCCAAUGGACAAGGUGCUUUUGUAUAAGGAUCCAGUCGCUUCUGAAAAUGUAUCCAUGCAAAACAAGGAAGGUGAAACUCGAAGAUGCAAAAUAUAUGAUUGGACUAAUAAAGACGAUGAGGUUAUUGCUGAAGGUGUUGUGUGCUCAUCUAACUCCAAAGAGAAGGUUAACAAUAUACCUCUAGGUCCAAGUGCUGUUUGUAUUGAAGUUGUGAAGGUGUUCAAUGAUAAUGCUCAUUUGUGGAGGCCAACUACUGAUAGUAGUUUAAUUGGUGAUGCAAUUAACGAGAAAAUCGCAUGGCCAGUCCUAAAGAUUGACGUCACGGCUGCAACCACUACAGAUGCAACACUACCUAAAGCCCAGAGUCCAUGCAGCAAUAGUUCCACCAAAAGUCCAAAGCAGAAGUGUUUUCUUUUAGAUUGCAGCAACUCUGGCCGUAAGGUAGCUGAAGGAAGAGUAGUUUCAACAGAUCCGAACGACUUGUGCCAUCAUGUACCUCUAGGUCCAAAUGCAAGCAAGGUCUGGGUUGAAGUGGCUAAGAUUGGUAAUGCAAAGGUUUGGAGGCCAAAUUCAGAGAUUGAAUAA
Messenger RNA from Microthlaspi erraticum, 1698 nucleotides. NCBI's taxonomy places the organism in Eukaryota, Viridiplantae, Streptophyta, Magnoliopsida, Brassicales, Brassicaceae. The record is from the annotation of a GenBank genome assembly.